CUCUAAGAGACAUGCUUGAAUUGAGCUCAAGUUGUGUAACCUGACGGCUAAAUUUAAUGAUGGUCUGAAGAUACUACAUUACCGUACCCACUGAAGCUAUUGAGUAACGCUCGAGCAGCCUACGGUACCAUACGCGUUUUGCAGUGACUGCAUCUGCCAUCUUCCGAGUGAGAGCUGUGAAGAUAGUAUACAGGCGUGUGGUGGUAAUCCGUGAGCGCAUAUCAGAUGCUCCGAACACGGCCGACAUCUCCGCAGAGCCUCACCUUAAACAUCUCCCUUCCGCCAAGCCUUACGACAACCGAAAACGCAGGGUUAGGGAUCUUGUAGCCCUGUCUGCAUGAAACCAAGCGUUGUUGGAGUUGGCAAAUUGAGCUAAAUUAGGGCGCUAAAAAUAGGACUCCGAUGAUCAUCAGCUCAACCAAUAAUCGCAAGCAAUCGACAUGGAAUGACAUGCCGAUUAGAGAGCCGCGGGGAGGGCGGUGGAGGAGAAAGCGGUUUGUUUGGUUCCUGGCGGGCGGCUAUUUUUAUCGGAGAGGGAAUCGAAUGGAAGAGUGGAAUCGAGUUGCAGCACGAGUAGAGCACAGUGCGGUGGUUUCCCCUUCUCCUGGAAGGGGGUACCGUAUCACUCGAGUAGGGUCAGUACGCCAAUCCACGGUACGAGUAUGAUGCCGGCCGGGGCGAAGUGAAGGAGGAGGAGGCUUCUUCCUCAGAACACCUUCUCCACUUUCUUUUUUCGUUGCGUGGCUGUUGCGGCGUUCCUUGCAUGGGUAGGGAGAAUACGGUCCCGGGCAGGACACUCCAAUCCCCCUCCGAUCACACAUGUGGCACAAGUAUCGUAUCGUACGGCUCCCGCACACCGAUCCUUGACUUCAUUCACCAAUUCGCGGGGUUAGACUAUCCACAGGUCCCGCUCGCUGCUCCUGCCGUACUCUUGGCCCUCUUUCGGUCGCGCAUCGAAUCACGCGCUUGUCAGGUGCGUGAGUUUGUUGGUUGGGUUUUCUCCUUGUCCAGCUCCUGAUAAUUUAGACCACGCGCUCACUAAGGAUUCCGCGGAUAGGAGAAACUAACUGACCCCCCACUACUUCUACCACUGCUGCACAGCAAAAGUACCCUCUCCACGAGUACCAAGCGCUGCUAUCAUUUGUUUAGCCAACCUGAUAAUCCUCCACCACCGGCUCUCCGCCCUCAGCAUCAGCCGCACAGGACGACAACUUUCCACAAACCUCCCCGCAUCUCCCCACCUUCCGCUCCCCCGAAUUCAGAAACUCCACUCUCCCGCUCACAGCUCUGCGUCUCCGCCAAAAGCAAACAUGCCGUCCACCUCCACCUCCACCUCCACCACCACCACCUCCACAAUGCCGCCCCUCUCGAUCCAGAAUGCCAAAGCGACACUCGAACCCUCCACAAAUGACUCUACCCGUGUCCUAACGGUAGAAUGGGACAUCUCACCCAGCAGAAAUGCCUCGGACGGUGAAUGGGUCGUGGAGUGGGACUCCAUGUACGCGGCCCUAUCAACCGAUCUGCAUUCGGCUCGAAGUGAAAAAGGCUCAUACUUUGCCCUCCAGUACUCCUCCUCGGCGAACCAGACCCCGAACGCACUCUCCCCACAGCAGCGUGCUGAAGCUGCAUGGUUGGAUCGUCGGAUAAAUAACCCGGAAGACCUCCCUACUGCCCCACUGUCGACUGCAAAAUUGCUGCAAUUUGAGAAUGGGGGAUUGGAUAAAUUGGAGCCGAGCGAUGACCUCCCGGCUUUCUUCUCCGCGAGACCAAUUGUGCAGGCUCCGACUCACAUCCUCGGAGAGGAGGGAAAAGGGAAGGUUUACUUCUUGUUGACCGGGGGCGCAAAGACCCCAGAUUCCGUAAAGAUCUUGUUUUACCCCACUUGGACGCCGCCGGUUACCCUUGAGGACGUGGGCAUCAUUAGUGUGCCUCCGGGGGCAGAAGGACAUACCGCCUGGGCACAGCAUCGCCUUGCCGACCUUAAAACCCUCGAAGACAUAGCCCGCGAACUGGAGCGUGAGGGUGCUCGCGGUCUCGGCAAAGGUAGGGUAAAAGUCGGUGUUGAAGGUGGAGGAAUGGACGAGGAAGCUAUUCGUCGCGAGGGUUGGAUGGUGGGCGAGGAAAUGGUAUGGGUGUCGGAGAACUUCCUGUCUCUUCCCCCAGCCGUCGCUUCUACUCCUGCCACCGCUGCCGUCGCACCGUUACCCGCACUCACGACGACAACGACAUCCCCGCAAUUAAAGGGUGGGCUGAAGCUCACCACCACCAUAAGCAACACCCCUUUCCAACCAUGCCAUGAAAGCCCCCUAGACGAGGACCCCGAAGACCUUUUUGCCCUCCCAUUGAGUCCUCGGUCCCCGGACAUGGCCAAAUCGCCGUUCUCGAGGUUUCGCGGUGACCCACUGGGAAAGAGCCCGAAUCUUAGUAAGCUGAGCAUGGUAGAAAACCUCGAAGACGAGGAGAAGGAGAAGACGCCAACGGGCAUGGGAGGUUUGGGAUUGGGUCUUGGAAUCAUGGGCACUGAGGGCGGGUUUGCGUCCGCUCCUCCCUCGGAAAGAGAAGUCAGGGCGGGGAAGGAGUAGAUUUUCUCGUCGGUUUCUUCCCUUCCAAAACGGCAUUUUUGGAUGGAUGUGGUGGAUGUGGUGGAUGGGUGGAUCGAUGCGGAUACCAUGUGGAUAGGAUGGCAGAAUGGGAUGUUAAGAUUCGCAGUUGUCUCUAUAGUCUUUUUGUUUUUUCUCCCCCCAUCCUAACUCAUGUUGGACGUUUGCACUGAAGGUCUGUGAAUCCGGCACAGGCUUGUUGAAACGAUCAAGGGCGGAAAAGUGGGGAACACCAUGCUACCAUGCCGUACCAAAGUUUGCGGUGCACCUAAGUUUGCUACAUGGUCAUGAUGAAUGUACUAUCUAUUUAUUUAUUAUUUACUUUGUGUUUCCUUCCAUGAUCAUUGAACAUGAAGAGUUCAUUUUUUUGAUGCCGCUUAUCGCUAUAACGGGUUGCGUGAUAGGACCACGGGUUCGCUACUGUACCGGUGAGAACACCGCACCCGCGGACGUGGGUGAAAUUUUAUCCGUUGAGGUUGGCAAGCUACCCACAAGUAACAGCUGCGGGGCCAGAGCCGGAUUGGUGGUUUGUACGACACCCGC
Messenger RNA from Tuber aestivum (summer truffle), 3143 nucleotides. The record is from the annotation of a GenBank genome assembly. NCBI's taxonomy places the organism in Eukaryota, Fungi, Ascomycota, Pezizomycetes, Pezizales, Tuberaceae.